AUGUGUACGUCAAGUGUGAUCCACAUUUUAUUUUUCUUAGCCUCUUCCUUACACGUGUCCGCCUCAUUGUCUGAAUCGUGUUCGCCACCGCCCCAAAUAUCGAUAGGUGUCAUCGCCUUCUCUUUCAAGGUUCUAUGUUUAUCUCAGAAACCAACACUCUUUAUCGGAUCUACGAUCCGUCGACCAAUUAUGUCCAGGUUUGAUUCUACAAUCAUCCAUCCUCUGUGUUUGAUUCUGCAAUUUGGGACAACAUUGAAAAAGAAAAGCCCUUGGCAAAGUGGCCCUUCUUCUUCCACGGAUGUGGAUAAAAAGAAAGAGGGACAAAGGUAUUCAACUUUCAUCACAUGGCAACUGUCAGGAAUACUAAAAUCAGAAGGAGCUUUCGUGACUUGCUGCCAAAGCUCAAAAACCCAAUAUCACAUCGAGGAGUAUUUUGUCUGGUCAAUUUAUGGUCAACGCUGGAGCCGAUGCAUGAGUUACUACAGAAAUGGUGAUUAUAAAUACUACAAUCGAAUUCAAUUUCCACAAUUGGGGAACAUUCUUUGGAAUUCAUGUAUCAUCAACACCAUUCGAGCUCGCAUACACAGAGUUAACCCUGGCCUUAGGAACCGUUGGGGGAUAGAGACAAGUAUAUGGUCAUUUACGGAUCUUUCAUUGAUAUUUUACUACUAUAUUAAAUUGGUUGAAGGACAUACAACUAUCAUCUAUGCAAAUGUUCAGUGUAUAUGUUGGAAGAAGCGUAUCAUCCCUAUCUUGCCACCAUUAAUUAAUGAUGAGAACUUCAAGAUUCAAGAAGCAUAUUGACAUGUUGGUUUCAAUGGUUCUUGGUCCAUGCUAAGAAGUUGAUGGAUGAUGAGGUCUUAGUUCAUCUUUAGAAUCGAAAUCUGUAAUGAGGAUGUUGUUUAAUUUACUCCCUGCACUCUCUUUAUUUCUUUCUUGAUGAAAUUGUUCUCUACAUUUGUGCAACUUUAAACAGUGUUAUUGCAGCAGAUAUAUAUCCUAAUACCCAUCAAACCCC
Messenger RNA from Lactuca virosa, 1018 nucleotides. The record is from the annotation of a GenBank genome assembly. Lineage: Eukaryota; Viridiplantae; Streptophyta; Magnoliopsida; Asterales; Asteraceae.